AUGGGAGGGACUUUUUGGGACUUUUUCCUACCCUGCCCCCGCAUCGCAUCGCCCUCCCGCUCGCGUCUCCCACCUCGCCCGCCGCCGCCGCCGCCGCCGCCAGUUCCCUCGCCCGCCGCCGCCGCCGCCGCCAGUUCCCUCGCGCCCCCACCAGCCGCCGCCGCCAGUUCCCUCGGCUCUGCCCAGGCAGCGCCCGCGCCGCCGCAGCCUACCGCUCCUCGGCGGCGGCCUCCUCCUCCUCCGACGUCUACGCGCGCAACGCCGCCGCCGUCGGCGGCCUCCUCUCCGACCUGCGGUCCCGCGUCUCCCAGGUGCGUGUGCGCCGCCGGUCUCUCUCUCCCUUCCUUGACCCGACCCCUUCCUCUCCUUGACGAAACGGGAGGCCCUGCAGGUGCUGGGCGGCGGAGGCGCGGGGGCGGUGAAGCGGAACGAAGGGCGGGGAAGCUGCUCCCCAAGGACAACAUAGUCUUUUUACAUGUCAUUUAA
This is a messenger RNA of Hordeum vulgare subsp. vulgare (domesticated barley), 486 nucleotides long. Its product is annotated as formin-like protein 6. Lineage: Eukaryota; Viridiplantae; Streptophyta; Magnoliopsida; Poales; Poaceae. The record is from RefSeq and is a predicted model, not a curated record. The coding region runs from base 1 to 486 and encodes 161 amino acids. The transcript is spliced from 2 exons.